Messenger RNA from Lasiosphaeria miniovina, 321 nucleotides. RefSeq lists its product as uncharacterized. The annotation marks the transcript as partial. The record is from RefSeq and is a predicted model, not a curated record. Lineage: Eukaryota; Fungi; Ascomycota; Sordariomycetes; Sordariales; Lasiosphaeriaceae. Gene Ontology annotation, molecular function: NADH dehydrogenase activity. The transcript has a single exon.
GGCGGGCCCACGGGCAUCGAGUUCGCCGCAGAGCUGCACGACCUCAUCUACGACGGCCUCGCCCGGCUCUACCCGGACCUCCUCCGCUUCGUGCGCAUAACGGUGUACGACGUCACGCCCAAGGUUCUGCCCAUGUUCGGCCAGGCCCUGGUCAAGUACGCCAUGGACACGUUUGCGCGCCACGGCAUCGACGUCCGCACAGAACACCACCUGGAGCGGCUGCGGCCGGCAGACGAAGACCUCGGCAACCGCCACGGCGCGCUACGUAUCAAGGUUCAGGAGCUCGGCGACGACGAGGUUGGCGCCGGCCUUGUGUUCUAG